AUGAUUUGUGCAGUGGAAGUUGUACUUUUAGUUUUCGUUCUUUUAUCCUCACUGACAACAUUCUUCACUUCCAUACCUAAUUUAAAUCAAGUUGAUCAUGAUUGUUCUGGUCAGUCAAUUUAUUUUGUAAUUUUGGCUUUGGCCAUUGUUGCAUUGGUUGAAAUUAUUUCUCUUGCCACAACAUUCCAAUUAUCAGUUUAUGAAGAGAAGCAUCUCCUCACCAAUGCACGAUCAUCCAAAACAAAAGGAACAAGUUUAACUAGUGUAUUUUCACUUUCAUGUUGGAUUGUCAGAUUAGCUUUGAUUAUUACAUCAACUUCAUUGAUUGAGGGACCAGCUUGUAUCAAAUCAUCAAUUUAUACUUUGGAUUUGCAUUAUUUUGUUAUUGCUAUGUGGAUCUUUUGGGCUGCUUCUGCUCUUUUGAUUAUUCCAAAGUGGUUUCUUUUUGUCAAGUCAAGGAAUAUUGUAAACAAUCAUCAUAAGGAUAAUGAUCUCACUAAGGUUGUAUUGAGUGAUGAUGAAGAGGAAUUACUUUCGAGAAAUAGAGAAUAA
Naegleria gruberi is the source of this 552-nucleotide messenger RNA. RefSeq lists its product as uncharacterized. Lineage: Eukaryota; Heterolobosea; Eutetramitea; Acrasida; Naegleriidae. The record is from RefSeq and is a predicted model, not a curated record. The transcript has a single exon. The coding region runs from base 1 to 552 and encodes 183 amino acids.